AUGAAACUAUUAAGCGGGAAAAACGAUUUUGAAAAAGCGGAAAGAAUAUUAAAACACAUGUGCAUUUGGAAGAUUGAAGAUGAAAAGUUAAACGAUUUAAGAAGCAACACAGCUAGGAACAAGAAGAUAUUGAUCAACAAGAUAGCAUGUGAAUAUAUAAUUGAAAAUGGAAUUAAUGUUGAUUCGGAAAUGUUGAAAGGGUGGGUUAGUGAAUUGGCGUAA
Messenger RNA from Acaulospora morrowiae, 222 nucleotides. Lineage: Eukaryota; Fungi; Glomeromycota; Glomeromycetes; Diversisporales; Acaulosporaceae. The record is from the annotation of a GenBank genome assembly.